CUUCUAAACUCGUCAACAAGCCAUCGACAAAUCAGUUGAGUCGUUGUCGAGCUGUACGUGUGCGAUUCCCCUAAUUGCUUAUAUUUUGUAAUUAGAACGUGCAAAACAUUAAAUUCUUGGUCGGAUCAGUUGAGAAUAACAUCUCAAUCGUUGCAGUCGUGUGUUCAUUGUCAACAGGAAGGCAACCAUGGUCCUAACACUAUACAAGAUGGACGCCAGCCCGCCAGUUCGGGCAGUCUACAUGGUUAUCGAAGUCCUCAACAUACCCAAUGUAAAAUACGUCGACACCAACCUGCUGAAUGAUGAUCAUCUCACUGACGAAUUCUUGAAGAUGAACCCGCAGCACACAAUCCCUUUGCUGACAGAUGACGAUUACGUCGUCUGGGACAGCCACGCCAUCUGCACAUAUUUGCUGAACAAAUACGGCAAAGACAGCCUUCUGUAUCCAACCGAUCCGAAGAAAAGGGCCGCCAUCGACAUGAAGCUGCACUUCGACAGCGGGAUCCUUUAUCCAGCUCUUCGAGAAAAUGAUGAGCCAAUAUUCUUCUGGGGUGCGACGUCAUUCAAGCCGGAAGGUUUGGCCAAGAUCAAAUCAGCAUACGAGUUCAUGGAGAAGUUUCUCGAAUCGUCGCAAUGGCUGGCAGGGGACGAAGUCACUGUGGCGGACAUCUCCUGCGUGGCCACCAUCAGCUCAUUGAAGGAAUUGAUGCCAAUUGACAGUAAACUAUAUCCAAAACUCACAGCCUGGUUGCAACGCUGCUCUCAACUUGAUUUCUACAAGAAAGGAAACGCAAAAGGCGAAGCUGAAUUUGCACAAUUAUUAAAGGAAUAUCUGGCAAGAGGCAAAUAAUUACGUUUUUAAUAAAGGGACAAUGAAUAACGCGGUCAUGUGAAAAUGGCAAUAAAUUGUUAUUAAAAUAUG
Messenger RNA from Manduca sexta (tobacco hornworm), 922 nucleotides. It is a transcript of the gene GSTe1, whose product is annotated as glutathione S-transferase 1-like. Gene Ontology annotation, biological process: glutathione metabolic process. Bases 188 to 850 code for a protein of 220 amino acids. The transcript is spliced from 6 exons. The record is from RefSeq and is a predicted model, not a curated record. Lineage: Eukaryota; Metazoa; Arthropoda; Insecta; Lepidoptera; Sphingidae. Gene Ontology annotation, molecular function: glutathione transferase activity.